UAAAGCUUCAUUUGUCGACUCAAUGGCAACCAUCAUCCUCAUUUUAUCCUCAUUUUCUCUGCAUGCCGUCUCCUUGAAGGCACGAUAGACUUCAGUUUACGUCAAAGCUCGCCACUCCUUUGCCUUUCACCAUCAGCUUUCUUUAUUUCAUCACAGAAAAACAACAAAAAACAUGUUUUCCUUUUCGGGCCUGGUUUUGGCGUGUAUCACUCUUGGUUUCGUUCUUCAUACGAAUGCUGCGUUGUCCAUUCGUAGCCUCUACGUUACUGAACCCAGCGAAGGCUCUUCUUGCCAUGGAGGUCAGAACUGUACGAUUCAGUGGCUCGACGAUGGCACCUGGCCUCUGUUGUCGUCUUUUGGGAUCAGUACCGUUGGUCUGUACACUGGAACUCAGCAACUCGUACAGAAUAUCGAACCGGUAGACACGUCUACGAUUCACUCUCUUACAUUCACACCUAUCCCAGGGGCAGGUCCUAACUCGGAUACCUACUAUAUCUGUUUCACCUCCACAUCCGUUUUUGAGAACGGAACAGCCGUCAUGGCGUUUUCUCCAUUCUUUCAACUCGAUCAGAUGUCAGGUUCCUUUGCAACACCCUUGGAAUCGGCUACAGCAAGUAUUGCCAUCCCAACCUCUUUGACGCAAACAAGUGCAGAUUCCGCCAGUGAAUUGUCUACAGUCAUAGUCGGGACACUGUCAACGUCCUUAUCUCCUCUAACCUCUUUGUCUGCAACAUCUCCUGCUACGUCUGCUUCUUCAACCACCACUUCGCAUUUCUCGACAGCUUUGACAGGAUCCACUUCGACGUCCGCGACUGCAAGUGCGGUCGCUCAAGCAGGAACCGCCAAUGGUGCACUUACCCGUGCCAAUACGGUGUCUCCGCUCAUCAUGGGUGUCCUCUCGUUAUGCUACAUCGUUGUUUGGGUUCUGUAAUUGUCCUGGUUUUGUAUAGUACAUCAUUUCUUGGCUUUACUUCUGCAUCCCA
Molecule: messenger RNA, 983 nt
Organism: Guyanagaster necrorhizus
Lineage: Eukaryota; Fungi; Basidiomycota; Agaricomycetes; Agaricales; Physalacriaceae
Exons: 6
Coding region: 173-931 (252 amino acids)
Biological process (GO): (1->6)-beta-D-glucan biosynthetic process; cell wall biogenesis
Source: RefSeq, a predicted model, not a curated record